AUGCUAUCUCAAAAUAAUUUACAACAACAACACCAAUUAAUGAAUUUAGCAAGAAACAAAUUGGUUACUUGCGUUAAUAUGGAAUCACAAAGUAAGCAGUACGAUUUAAGAAAAUUAGUAGCUCAUGCUAAUUUAUACGAUAAAUUAUCAUCUAAUAUUGUAUUAAAUAAUAACUUAAUUAAAGAACAAUACUUACGUGAUCAACAACAACAAGAAUUACAAAAACAACAUCAACAUAUCGAACAAGUCUACGUAUCUGACUCGGACUCAGACUCUAAUUCUGAAUCGGACUCGGACUCUGAUUCAGAUUGGGAUUCUGUCUCUGAAUCGGAUUCAGAUUCGGAUUUUGAAUAUGAAUACGAUUUCGGUGAACAAAUCGAUAACGUUCCACGUCAUUGUAAAAUUGAAGACUUAUCUUUAAUGCCAAGUGUAAGUCAUAAAGAAUACGCCUCUAUGCAUUUAGAUAAACAACAAGUCUCUGCAUAA
Messenger RNA from Maudiozyma barnettii, 486 nucleotides. It is a transcript of the gene ECM13, whose product is annotated as Ecm13p. The record is from RefSeq and is a predicted model, not a curated record. NCBI's taxonomy places the organism in Eukaryota, Fungi, Ascomycota, Saccharomycetes, Saccharomycetales, Saccharomycetaceae. The coding region runs from base 1 to 486 and encodes 161 amino acids. The transcript has a single exon.